GUGGAAAAGUAGACCAGGGGAGUAGAGGCUUCUGUGUCGGAUUCUGAGCUUGGAUCCAAGGUCCAGCCAGCACACAGGGUCAAAAUGAGACAUCUGCUCUGGUAUUGCCAGCUUAUUUUGGCAUUUCUUUUGAUCUACACGGCAAAUGCAAAGAAGAAUGGUGUUUCCUACAGAGUGACACAUUUUGGCACAGACUGCACACAGAUUAAGGCUUUCUCACCUCGGGCAACCAGUGGUGUUUAUGUGAUCCAACCUGUCAGAGGGAAGACGCCAUUUAAGGUGUUCUGUGAGAUGCGGUCUGACGGAGGCUGGACGGUGUUUCAGAGACGCACAAGCGGAAAGCUUUCCUUCCACAGGAAAUGGGCAGCAUACAGUAAGGGCUUUGGAAACGAGAGACAUGACCACUGGCUCGGUUUAAAAAAGGUUGCCCUUCUGACAAGGACCAAAAACAAGAAGUGGACUUUGCGAGUUGACCUGUGGGACCAUGACAAUAGAACUGCUUUUGCAGAGUACAAAAACUUUCACCUAGGCAACCAGAGGGACCAAUACAAACUGCAUGUGGGGAGAUACAGUGGAACAGCAGGCGACGCCCUCCGUGACCAGAACAAUUACGGCUUUAGCACCAUCGACCGUGACAAUGACGGUUGUUCUCCAUGCAUCUUUGGAGACAUCGCUCAGAAGGAGUGUACAUUUUCAGAUGGUGGUGGUUGGUGGUACAGCAGCUGUGGCUCCGCCUCUCUGAAUGGUGACUGGCAUCGUGCUGGGGACCACAUCGGUUGGGCGUCAGGCCUCCACUGGAAAACCUGGAAAAAGCCCAAUCCUUACUCCAUGAGGGCUACCAGGAUGAUGAUGAAGUCUGCAUAAGAGGGCCCACGAUUUUUCAUGCUGGCUAUAAUUGUAACAAAGCAAGACCGGUGUGAGAUUCUAUUGUAUUACAAAACUGCAUUUAGGAAUUGAGUAUAACUCAGUUUUACAUCUAAUACAAUACCAGUUGAGAGAUUUAUAUUACAAGAGCAAUAUUCUUUACCAAGAUUUUAGUUAUUACCGAGGUACUUCUUUCAGAAAUCACUAAAAAUGAUGGAUAUCCAUAAUUCAGUAAACAAAUGUUCGUACAAUCCUUACAUUUUCAAAUAUGUGGGCGUUUAAU
Molecule: messenger RNA, 1147 nt
Organism: Cheilinus undulatus (humphead wrasse)
Lineage: Eukaryota; Metazoa; Chordata; Actinopteri; Labriformes; Labridae
Product: angiopoietin-related protein 5-like
Exons: 7
Coding region: 85-864 (259 amino acids)
Biological process (GO): Tie signaling pathway; angiogenesis
Molecular function (GO): receptor tyrosine kinase binding
Source: RefSeq, a predicted model, not a curated record